CUUUACUUUUACAGUAUGUCGACUGUACCACUUCAUCAUCAACAAGAUCGGUACAUUCAUAUCAUCUUCCUUCUUAUUGACUACCACUUCACUUCGCCGAAUCAGAAUUUCAUCAGGCGAGAUGGCACUUCAAGGACAAUUUUUCUUCUCAUACAAACCCUCAGUUGCAGCAGUCGUGAUAGCAGCCCUCGUCUUCAGUGCGAUAACAGCAAUACACGUAUAUCGGUUCGUGGAGAAUUAUAAGACAAAGCGCAUCAGGAUACUACUUGUGCUCUCCAUGGCGUCAUUUAAUGAAGUGUUGGGCUACGUGCUACGCAUCCCAGGAAGCAGGAGUAGUCGUACCGGUGCCAUUCAUGCAUUGAGUCCACUUCUCUUACUUCUUACACCCCUGAUGGUGACCUCAGUCAUAUACUACAUUUUCUCCAAGAUCUCCACAGCUGUCGCACCACAUUGCGUUCCGCUUAAGUCUUCUUUGAUGCUCAAGAUCUUGAGCGGAGUAGAUCUCGUAUGCCAGCUUGCAAUUUCAGCAGGUGUUAUGGUAGCGGCUCGAGCGAACUCCAGCGCUGGUAAAGGAGUCUUGUUGGCUGCGAUUGCUAUACAUGUCAGCAAUACUAUGGGCUUUAUGAUUGCUGUUGUUAUCUGGCAGCGCCGAGUCGGUGGGAAAUGGACUGAAGGUCUAGAUCACCUGUCUAUCUCCACGCAACGAGAUGUCCUGGCAAUUUACAUUGCAACGGGUCUUAUUAUGUUACGCAGCUUAUUACGCUUCAUCGAGUUCGCAUGCGGUCCUAACGGACCCUUUCAGGACCACGAGGCUCCAUUCUAUAUCUACGACUUUCUUCCUAUGGCGGUCGUAUUGAUUACAUGCAUCCAAUGGUAUGACAGCGACAACAUUCCAACUUCAUAUCGCUCAAGGGAUAGGGAGUUAGAAGAAGUAGUUGUGCAAGAUGCGUAACUUUCGUUGUUAGAAAAGAGAUGGCAAGAGACUCUCAAAGGGUGCUAGCUUAGGCGUCCGGACUAUGAGUGACUAGU
Molecule: messenger RNA, 1029 nt
Organism: Alternaria alternata
Lineage: Eukaryota; Fungi; Ascomycota; Dothideomycetes; Pleosporales; Pleosporaceae
Exons: 3
Coding region: 122-952 (276 amino acids)
Cellular component (GO): membrane
Source: RefSeq, a predicted model, not a curated record